Messenger RNA from Neoarthrinium moseri, 318 nucleotides. RefSeq lists its product as uncharacterized. Lineage: Eukaryota; Fungi; Ascomycota; Sordariomycetes; Amphisphaeriales; Apiosporaceae. Bases 1 to 318 code for a protein of 105 amino acids. The transcript has a single exon. The record is from RefSeq and is a predicted model, not a curated record.
AUGGUGGACCCAGAUCCUGAUCCUGAUCCUGAUCCAGUCCCAGCCCCAGCCCCAGCCCCAGCUUCUCCUUCUCUGUCGCCAGAGAAGGCCCUUGUAUGUUUCUUGCCUCGAUACCUGCUCGCCUGCAUCCAGGCUGCGAGCGUGGCCAUCCGGGCUCGAAUGAUGGCGACAUGGACACUACGCGACGCUAUUGCCAGGCGUGGCGCUCUGGAGAAGUGGUCGUGCCUCGUCCGUUCCCCGUUCUCCUCCUCCCCCGCGCAGAGCUGCGAGCAGGUGCUGGCAGCCAGACUCGUGAGAGGUCCAGCGGGCGGAGCCUAG